This is a messenger RNA of Entamoeba invadens IP1, 666 nucleotides long. Its product is annotated as thiamine pyrophosphokinase, putative. The coding region runs from base 1 to 666 and encodes 221 amino acids. The transcript has a single exon. NCBI's taxonomy places the organism in Eukaryota, Evosea, Mastigamoebida, Endamoebidae. Gene Ontology annotation, molecular function: thiamine binding; ATP binding; thiamine diphosphokinase activity. Gene Ontology annotation, biological process: thiamine metabolic process; thiamine diphosphate biosynthetic process. The record is from RefSeq and is a predicted model, not a curated record.
AUGGAAAAGGGCAAGUGGUGCGCCAUAUUUACUGGCGGAUCAUAUAAAACGUCAGCAGACGCAAUUGCAUUCUACCAAAACAUCGCAGACAAUGCGGAGUAUUUGAUAUGUGCAGACAGCGGUGCUAAUAUGGUCCACAAGAUCGGAAGAAGACCGGAGAUAAUAGUGGGAGAUAUGGACUCCAUUGACAAGGAGGUGCUUGAAGCGUAUAAAGAUGUCGAGCAGGUAAAGUAUCGGUGCGACAAAGAUUAUACAGACACUGAAAUUGCGAUAGGUAAAGCACGAGACAGAGGGUAUAGUGAGAUUGUGUUAUGUGGAGGUGUUGGGGAGCGGUUUGACCAUGCGUUAGGCAACGCCUUCUCAUUGAUUCGUCUGAAGCGGAUAGGUGUUCACAUGCGAAUUGUCAAUUACCAACAAGUGAUAGAAGCGUCGACUGAAACGAUGAUUUUUGAAGGACGUCAAGGGUGGACAUUAAGUUUCAUACCGGUAUCAGAACGAGUCGAGAAUGUGACCAUCAGUGGCAUGCAAUAUCCAUUAGUCAACAAAACGUUAGAAAUAGGAGUGUCGUUAACAAUAUCAAAUGUUGUGACGGAGGAUUUGGCGACAUUGAACUACACGAAAGGGGAAAUGCUUGUCAUCUUGACACGGCCGAGUUGUCUUGCUUAA